AUGCCUGCGCCGUCGAACUCGCCGUUGGCUGAGCUUGACGAGAACGUUGCCCCGAACGACAUCGAUAGGUUAUGGACCACUGCGCGCGAACGCUACAAAAAGGAGACUGGACGUGAUCUUUCCUUCGACUCCCUUCCUUCGGGUGAUCUCACUCCCGAGAAUGCCAUCGAGUACUUUGAGCAGCAGAACGACUCCUUCAAAGCCUUCCGCGCCGUCGGACGGAAGGGAUUCGACAUCCUUCGACCCAUUGUGAACUUUACCCUCGUCUUGAAGAAAGGCACUGAGGGUGCAACUGAUCUUGUACCUGUUAGCAAGGGCAUAUUCGGCGCCAUUGGUGUACUCCUACAGGCCACGAAGGGUGUCAGCGAGUUAUACGAUGCAGUGGACGCUCUCCUUCAAGAGAUCCUGGUUUAUCUUGAGCGUCUCUCUAUCCAUUUCGAGCCGCCGGAAACCCCACGUCCAAGGCUGAAAGCCAUCUUGACUGAUGCACUUGUCCAAGUCUUCAUUGCAUUGGCCAUCGCAACGAAGUAUUGCGAUCUGGCUACACCGUCACGCGGCGGCCAGUCGUUGAAGAGGGUUGGGAAGGUUUUCCUCCGGCGUACCAAGGACUAUCUCUUCGUGCUCACCGACAAGCCAGACGUCAAGGCUGUGCUUGAUCGUCUCAGAUCGCUCGCAGUCAAGGAGGAGCAGAUAGUCGUCGCGGGUAUGAGUGCUAUCGCUCGUAAAGUUGGACCGAAGGUGGACUAUGUGCACCAUAAAGCAGUUAUCGACGCUCUUCAACAAUGGCUUGAUCCGCCGAACCCGAGACCAACGAACUACGACGCGAAGAGACACGCAGGCAGUUGCGCGUGGUUCUUUGACAACACGUUCAGUGACUGGAAAGACCACAAGAACGGCAUAUACUGGGUGCACAGCAAUGCUGGGGCCGGGAAAAGUGUUUUGAGCUUCUCCGUCGUCGAUAAACUCAAGGAGGACGCUUCUUUGCCACUUGCAUAUUUCCACUUCGAUUUCAACGACGUCAAGAAGCAGCAUUGUCGUGCCUUGGUCUCUUCUUUGGUCUUCCAGAUUGGAACUCGUUUUCAGGUCUGCCUGGACUACCUCAAGGAGCUGCGUUCCCCUGACGCUCCGAAUUACGAGCAGUUACUCUCUAUGCUCUCGCGACUUCUAAGCCUAUCCGGCCCUGUUUUCGUCAUUCUCGAUGCCCUUGACGAAUGCCCUGAGCGUGGACGGGACAGAGCUCUGACGGAGUUUCUGGAUAUGCUCCGUUCGUUUGAGGACGAUGCCUUUCGUCUGCUUAUCACAUGUCGCCCGGAGGCUGAGAUCCGGCGUCGCCUAUCACAUCUCUCUACCCAUUCACUCAGCCUACACGGAGCUGAUGAACAUCUGCGAGAGCUGCGUCGGCAUAUAGAGGGUCGGCUCUCUGAUCGAGAGGCAUACUUGUGGCCCGACUGCAUCCGCCGCAGAGCCCAAAAAAUCUUGUGCGAGAUGUCGCAAGGCAUGUUCUUGUGGGUGGACCUUCAACUUCAAAGCCUGAAACACUGCGCCGCAAGCGACGUUGAACAAGCAUUGUGUCAGUUGCCUCUCAGUCUCAGCGACACGUACGAGCGUAUCUUGAACAGUUUCACCUCGUCAAAGGUCUCGAUUGAGCGCGCUCGUCUCGUUUUCCAAUGUGUCGCUGUCGCGAGAGAGGAAUUGUCCGCGGAUCAAAUAGUUGACAUACUCUCUGCAAAGAUUGAUUCCUCCGAUACUCAAGCAGGGUUCAGAGCCACCGACGCGGGCUCGACUGCCCUCAAGCAGAUUGAUCGCAGCAGCGAUCACGUCCCCGACAUCAUACGUGCAACUUGUCCACCUCUCCUCGAGGUCGUAGAAGGGGCGGGCGAAGCCUUCAAGCUGGACUACAUAUUUUCAUGGUCUAUCGUUCCCGACUGCAGAGCCUUGCGCCGCCAUAUCCGUGUGCAAUUCAUACAUGUUUCUGCUCGGGACUAUCUGUUAUCGGCUGAACUGAAAAGAGCUGCUUCUCUUGCACGUCUGUAUAGCUUUGAUAUAAAAUCCGCCGAGAUUGCGCUCGCAAAGACGUGCCUUUCGGCGCUCAACGGCCCUCCGGACGACCCCGACUGGUAUACGCUCUAUCCUUCAAGAUUCUGCCAUUAUGCUGCAUCUCACUGGCAAAGUCACAUCUCGCCUGAUGACGAAGCCGCGCUUGGAGUACAUUUGCUCAGUUUCUUAAGUUUGGACUCUCCUGCGUUUGAACGCUGGUGGACACAAAAUGGCAUAGUACGGUCGACCAGAUGCCUCGCCACUGCCGUUCGACUUGGCCUUCGCCAGCAUCUAAGUCGACUCUUGGACGACGCCUCGGUAUCCACAGCGAACAUUGAAGAGGAACUCCGAGAUGCGCUGUAUGCUGCCGUCGAGAAGGGCGACAAGGAUAUGACUCGCACCCUACUUGAUUGUGAUGUGCUCGUUCGUGGCAACACUGUGAGAUACUACCCUCCAUUGGAUUGUGCGGCGUCGUCAGGCCAAUCAGAUAUGGUCCGUAUGCUCUUAGAGCACCCCAGAGUGGGCGACGCCGCUACUGCUGCUCUAUAUUGUAGAGCCUCGUUCCACUACGACACGAAAUUAUCCGGCAUUCACUGCGCCACGAUAUUAUUCGGAGAUUUUGGAAUAUCUGGCAGUUUAAUGGACCACGGUGCCACCCUCGAUGCUUUAGACAAUAACGGGCUUGAAGCAUUACGCACUGCUGCAAAAUACGGAAGUGCCGAGAUCGUCCGCACCUUGUUAGCAGGACGCGCAUCCGAUGGUGUGCCCGCUUCUGUCUCGUGCAAUAUUGGCGACAUGGUGGACAUGACGGUGUUGCAUCUUGCCGCCCAGAAUGGACACGCGGAGUGCAUCCGCACCCUUCUCGAUAGUGGCGCGCAGCUCGAUACAGUCGACCGUUUUGGUCACACUCCGUUAUACUAUGCUCAGCGUGGACGCCAUUCGGACGCCAUCCGUGUACUCUCCGACGAAGCAGCUCGCCUAGAGUCGACCCAGUCGCAUCGGGCGUGA
This is a messenger RNA of Peniophora sp. CBMAI 1063, 3045 nucleotides long. Lineage: Eukaryota; Fungi; Basidiomycota; Agaricomycetes; Russulales; Peniophoraceae. The record is from the annotation of a GenBank genome assembly.